This is a messenger RNA of Microstroma glucosiphilum, 1158 nucleotides long. Its product is annotated as Oxysterol-binding protein. Gene Ontology annotation, biological process: piecemeal microautophagy of the nucleus; endocytosis; exocytosis. Bases 1 to 1158 code for a protein of 385 amino acids. The transcript has 6 exons. Gene Ontology annotation, molecular function: oxysterol binding. The record is from RefSeq and is a predicted model, not a curated record. Gene Ontology annotation, cellular component: membrane; cytosol; intracellular membrane-bounded organelle. NCBI's taxonomy places the organism in Eukaryota, Fungi, Basidiomycota, Exobasidiomycetes, Microstromatales, Microstromataceae.
AUGGCUGAAGAGAAGGAGAUGGCCGGUGUGCCCGAGGGGCAAAAGCAAGGAUGGGGUCAAUUCUUGAAGUCCAUUGCCAACUUCUCUGGAGAUCUGUCUGCUAUGACUGCUCCCAGCUUCAUCUUGAGCCCUACCUCGCUGACUGAGUAUCCCAGCUACUGGGGAGAGAAUCCGGAUCUGUUCGCGGCUUGCAGCCAAGGACGGGAUGACGUCGAGCGGAUGGUGAACGUUCUUCGCUGGUUCAUCGGAACACUCAAGGGACAAUACACAGCCAGGAACGAGAAGAGCGGCAGUGAGAAGAAGCCUCUCAACCCAGUGCUCGGCGAGCAAUUCAUCGGAAAGUGGUCCGAUAAGGACGGCAGUGGUGAGACUGAGCUCAUCGCCGAGCAGGUGUCACACCAUCCACCCGUCACUGCGUAUUGGAUCCACAAUGCCAAAGCCGGCGUUACUCUGGAGGGUCACUCAGGUCAAAAGACGGCCUUCUCGGGGCGCUCCAUCAAUGUGAAGCAAGUGGGGCAUGCUACUUUGAGGGUGGCCAACUCGUCCGGUGCUGAGGAUCUGUACCUCAUCACAUUGCCCAAUUUGGUCAUCGAAGGACUGUGGUAUGGCUCUCCGUACCUGGAGCUUACUGGUUCCAGUCACAUCUGCAGCAGUACCGGAUACCUGGCCACCAUCAACUACACCGGAAAAGGGUACUUCUCGGGCAAGAGCCACUGUUUCAAGGCCACCGUUUCGCCCGUCUCCCAGCCAACCUCCGCUUUCUACACAAUGGAAGGUGAAUGGUCUGGAGUGUCGAAAUUCAAGGGCAAGUCGCCCAGUGGCUCAUCCAACUCCGUCUUCUGCGAUGCUAGCGCUCAGCGUCGUGAGGUCGAGGUGAAGCCGCUUGAGGAGCAAAGUGAGAGGGAGAGCAGGAAACUGUGGUGCAAGGUCGCUCAGGGCAUUCGCAGCGGUGACUACGAAACAGCCAGCAGGGAGAAGACUCGCAUCGAGAACGACCAGAGGCAGAAGAGGAAGGAUGAACAAGCUUCGUCGAAGCCACACCAGCUGGAACAUUUCGUCUACAUUGCUGAUGACAAGGAAUACGCCGCUCUGACCGACAAGUUCAAGGGUGCUCCAGCCAACCAAGAAGCCUAUCGCCGCAAGCCUCGCGUCCACUGA